Messenger RNA from Ricinus communis (castor bean), 1095 nucleotides. RefSeq names its product transcription factor MYB1-like. The record is from RefSeq and is a predicted model, not a curated record. Bases 280 to 1095 code for a protein of 271 amino acids. NCBI's taxonomy places the organism in Eukaryota, Viridiplantae, Streptophyta, Magnoliopsida, Malpighiales, Euphorbiaceae. The transcript has 4 exons.
CAGGAUAAUGAAGUUGGAGCUCCAAGUUGUUGGAACAUCAACAGACAAUAGUAACGGCUUGGACUGGUAGCUGAAUAACAGUGGGAUCAUGAUCAUGAUUAUAUUCGGAAAUUGUUCAACUAAUAAAAAUACGCAUUUUUAUGGACAAGAGGUACGCACGUCACUGCAGUACUUUAAAAGUUGAGUGAAUGGAUGCGAAGGAAGGAGCAACUGUACAUGUGUUUUUACAUAUAUAGUAGGGCCGGUUUUGAGGUAUUGUGUAAGGUGGUAUUGUAGAAAAUGGAGGUAUCUCUUGGAGUGAGAAAAGGUGCCUGGACUUCUGAAGAAGAUGAUCUUCUUAGGAAAUGUGUUGAGAAAUAUGGAGAAGGAAGCUGGCAUCAAGUUCCUCCCAGGGCAGGAUUGAAUAGAUGUCGGAAGAGUUGUAGACUGAGAUGGCUGAAUUAUUUUAAGCCAAAUAUUAAAAGAGGAAAUUUUAUGACAGAUGAAGUUGAUUUAAUUAUCAGACUACAUAAGCUAUUGGGUAACAGAUGGUCGUUGAUAGCUGGCAGAUUACCGGGAAGAACUGCAAAUGAUGUCAAGAACUACUGGAAUACUCACCUACGCAAAAGACUAUUACUUGCAAGAAAGAUGCCUCGACCUCGAAUCAUCUCCAAUAAGUUCUUUUGGUCAAUUAAAGAAAUCCCACCUGCUACUGUAAACACUUAUCAUAUUGGUGAUCAAGCUAAUAAUAACAGCAACCUUUCCACCACCUCUCAGGCGGCGUUGCCGCCGGUAGAAGAGGAUAAUGAAAUUAUGUGGUGGAAAAGCUUGUUAACAGAUGAGACGAAAUUGACAGACAGGGCCAGUCAGAACAACGGGCCAUCAAGAGAUAUUCAAAAUAAUAACAUCAAAAAUCAUGUUGAAGAAGGAGAAGACCAUUGCAACGUUGUCGCAGCCUUAGGUGAAAUAAAGGCGGGGGAUAGCAGUAGUACGUUCUUUGAAGAAGGCACGAGUCGGUGGGUUAAUAGUAAUGACUGUAUUCAUGAUGACUCUCCUUUUGAUGCGAACCUUUGGGAUCUUCUCCUAGAUGAAGAAAAGGACACAAUCAUGAUGUGA